Messenger RNA from Balearica regulorum gibbericeps (East African grey crowned-crane), 1661 nucleotides. Lineage: Eukaryota; Metazoa; Chordata; Aves; Gruiformes; Gruidae. The record is from RefSeq and is a predicted model, not a curated record.
CUGUCCCUCCCAAACUGAAGAAACUGAAAAGCCCAAACGUUCAUGUCGGUGAAAAGAUUUCACUGAAAUGUGAAGUGACUGCUGGCAACCCUCAGCCAUCCUACAAAUGGUUUAAAGAUGGCAAAGAGCUGAAGAAGAGCAAAGACAUCCGGAUCAAGUAUGGGAAUGGGAAAAAGAUUUCCAGACUGCAGUUCAACAAGGUGAAGCUGGAAGAUGCUGGGGAGUACAGCUGUGAAGCGGAGAACGUUUUAGGGAAAGGCACCGCAAAAGGCAGCCUGAAUGUGAAAAGUGUAACCACAACUCUCUCCUCCUGGUCUGGGCAUGCAAGAAAAUGCAACGAAACAGCCAAGUCCUAUUGUGUCAAUGGUGGGGUAUGCUACUACAUCGAGGGGAUUAAUCAGCUGUCUUGCAAGUGUCCGAUCGAAUUCACAGGAGACCGAUGUCAGCAUUUCGCAAUGGUCAGCUUCUCCAAGCAUCUUGGAUUUGAAUUAAAGGAAGCAGAAGAGCUCUACCAGAAGAGAGUUUUAACCAUCACAGGGAUCUGUGUUGCCUUGCUUGUGGUGGGCAUCGUCUGUGUGGUAGCUUACUGUAAAACCAAGAAACAAAGAAAACAAAUGCAUAAUCAUUUACGGCAGAACAUGUGCCCUGCCCAUCAGAACAGGAGCCUUGCGAACGGGCCAAGCCAUCCACGUUUGGAUCCUGAGGAAAUCCAAAUGGCCGAUUAUAUUUCUAAGAAUGUUUCUGCCACCGAGCAUGUGAUCCGAAGGGAAACAGAGACAACCUUUUCGGGAAGUCACUCCUGCUCCCCAUCUCAUCACUGCUCCACAGCCACUCCAACGUCCAGCCAGAGACAUGAAAGCCACACCUGGAGCUUGGAGCGGACAGAGAGCCUGACUUCAGAUUCCCAGUCUGGGAUAAUGUUGUCCUCAGUGGGAACCAGUAAAUGCAACAGCCCUGCGUGCGUGGAGGCACGGGCUCGCCGUGGGGCCCCCUUCUGCAUCGAGGACUCACGGAGGCCCAUGACGCAGUAUCGUGACUCGGUGGAUUCUCUGCGGGACUCACCGCACAGCGAGAGGUACGUGUCGGCCCUUACCACACCAGCACGCCUGUCACCUGUUGACUUCCACUACUCAAUGGCCGCGCAGGUGCCCACCUUCGAGAUCACCUCCCCCAACUCGGCGCAUGCCGUCUCCCUGCCGCCGGCGGCCCCCAUCAGCUUCCGCGUGGAGGAACAGCAGCCCCUCCUGCGGCGGUACCAGCUCCCCUUCCAGGAUGCGCAGAGGUACGACAGCUACUACCAAAGGAAGACCGAGUCCAGAGCGCAAGAGCAGCCAAAGAAAACAGCCAGCAGCAACAGGCGGUGGAAAAAAUCCAAACUGAACGGGCACGUCCCUCACAGAGCCAGAGCCGUCCGGGACUCCUUCUCCUUGAGCAGCGCCUCUUACAGCGAGUCUGACGAGGAGCUGGUGGCCGAGAGCACCCCCUUCCUAAGCACUCAGAACAAUGAGGCGCCCCCCGUGCUGGGUGCGACCGGACUCACUACGCCUGCAGCAGACACAGCGCUCACGGGGAGAGCGGGCGCAGCAGCCUGGCGCACACGACGCCCAAACCGGACCCGGAUCCUCUCUAGGCACCUCCCAGAUGCGCGCCCGCAGACGUAA